AUGCCGACCGUUCCACCGCCACCAAUCCGUGACCUGGAGGGUUUGCUGGGGCCCGUCCUACCCGAGGGCACGCGGGUGCUCGGAUACGAAGCGGCCUAUCUUACGGCACCCGGCGACAACUACGGCAGCACCAUGCUGGCCGUCACCGUACACACCACCCGGACGCCACUGGCCACCGCCACAGCCACCAAACAGCAGGACUGUAAGGACGAAAAGGAUGACUCUCCAACGGAGACCGAGCUCCAUUUGGUGGCCAAGAUGCGCCCAAGCAGCGAAGAGUUUCUUGAAAUCUUCCAAAUCGACACGACCUUCGUGAAGGAAGCGGCCGUUUAUCUGAAAAUCGUCCCUACGCUGCUCGCGUUGCAGCGCGAACAGGAGUUUGCUGCCCAUGACGAACUGAUCGAUGUGUUCUGCCGUUGCUACAAUGCUCGGGUUUCACUCGAUCCAGCGGUCGAAAAGGUGGACCAAGACGGUGUGAUGCUGUUCGAGAACCUAAAGCUAGCCGGCUACGUGACGGUUGAUCGACGUCAAGGCUUUGACCGAACGGUGGCACGAUUCGUGCUGCAGAAAUUGGCACUCUUUCACGCAAUUCCAAUCGCACUACGCUACCUAAAGCCGGACGUGUUCGAGACAGACGUUCACAAGUACCUCGUGAAGAUUGACAUCGACGCUGGUCUGAGCCCGGACACGCUGCGCCAGAUGAUGGAGGUGUUCCGGCAGGAUAUCCUGCGGACCGGUGUCGAAGCGGGAUUGGCCGAACGAGCUCAGGCCAAAAUUACCGAGUGCCAUCGGCGUCAGGCGCAACUGAUCUCGGAUCAACGGACCGUUUACUGCACGAUGCUGCACAACGAUCUGUGGGUGAACAACAUGAUGAUCAAAUACGAUCCAGACGGGACGACACCGUGCAGUCUGAAGUUUGUCGACUUUCAACUGAUCCAGAUGGAUUCGCUGGUGCGGGAUGUCAUUUUCUUUAUCAUCACAAGCGUCAGUGAUCCGGAGUUGGAGUCACAGUUGGACGGUUACUUCGAGUACUACUUCCAGCAGCUAGUUGGCAACGUGGCCCGGCUGCAGAUUCCUAACCAGGACGACUUCACGCUCGAAAGCUUUCGCGAGGAGAUCGACCGAGUAGCCCCGUACGAGCUGUACCAUAUCGUGUCGAUGUUGCGCGUGGUGCUGGCUCGCAAGGAAUCGAUCCCCGAGCAAAGUGAACAGGAUGCGGCACUGUUCUUCAACGACAACCUGGUCGAGGAGGACUACUACCGACGGCUUGAGGUUACGCUCAGGAUCUACGACCAGAGAGGUUGGAUAUAAGCGAGGCGAGUGCGGCAUGUCCCAGUGGACAAGAAGUUCAAUUAGCUGGUGGUCGUGGAUUCGCCGGGGAGGAGUGAUUGCGUUUUUGUAAAUAUGGUCAGCUAUAUGGCUGGGCGAGCAGUGGAGUACAAUAUAUCGGAAAAAAUACUUGUAUGGCGAGCAUAGAGAAAUAUAUAUCGUGUAGGCGUGUA
Molecule: messenger RNA, 1502 nt
Organism: Anopheles nili
Lineage: Eukaryota; Metazoa; Arthropoda; Insecta; Diptera; Culicidae
Exons: 5
Coding region: 1-1311 (436 amino acids)
Source: RefSeq, a predicted model, not a curated record